CUCUGUCGAACGAGGGUCUACGAUUGAUCGCGGGUCUACAAUUUCGAAACGUCACUCGUCUCGACGUUUGUCUAGAGGACCAGCGACAACGUGGGCUCUGAGACCGCCCGGACUUGACAUAGAGCGGUCCUUCGAAAACUUAACGAGUGGAAUAGAUCAUGGUGAGGAUCAUGAUGGUGGAGGAGAGGAAGUGGAGAACGAUAAGCAUAGGGAAGCUCAAGCUGCUGCGAAUAAGAGUUCAUCAUCUAGCAAGAAAGUAUGGCUGUGAUCUUGAUCGAAGUUGGUGAUGAUAGAUUGAUUGCAGCAUCAUGUAGAAAAUGUGGAGUAUGACGGCCAUCCUAAAGAUACUUGCUGUUAUUGAAAAACUAGACUUUGAAGAAUUUUGAUGUUGUAAAACGUUGACGAAAUCAUGAUUAGGAUGUGAGACUGUUGAAACUGAUAAUGUUGAUGGGAACAUCUAAGAUUGUGACUGAAAUAUUGAGAAAGAGGUUUAAGGAAAUUCAAAAUUGAGUUUGACUGUGGAUUUCAUAUUUGAAUUUUAGAUUCGAAUUUGAAUUCUCGAAAAAAUGGUUUUUUAUCGCCCAGUAAUUAAAUUCAUUUCCUGAGGGUCCCCUUUCAUUUCGUUUUUUCUGAGCGUAGUUUUUGCUCGUUUUUCACUCGUAUCUAGGACUAGAAGAUUAUCAUGAUACAGUUGAUGAUAGCUAUUCUUGGAGAUUGUUGAAGAUGGUAUAACUCCCUAGUCAUGUUGUGGAAGUUGUUUCCAAUGCUAUUGAUGGUUUUGAUGAUUGACUUGAAAUUCCUGACCACGAUGAUGAGGUUGAUUCUGAUUGAUACAGAAAGAAUGUGAAUCACGAGGAAAUUACUCGCUGGCAGUCUAAACUUUGAAUAACUUCGAAGAAAAAAGUAAGUAUACAGCUGAUAGAUGUACCGCCGUAGUCUGCAUAAUGUGAAAACAUCAUAUUACACCAACUACGACGGCUCUAAACAAAGGCCCACGCACUCAAUUGGACGAUAUGGAAGCAUUAAAAAGCAUUGACCCUUACGUAUUCGAUUCCCUCGUUUUCUCAGACGCUCAUGCAGUGGUGCUCGAAACCAACUUGGAAAUUCUCUCGAUCAAUCUCGUAACAUCCGAGUCGGGUGACGAGUUAUUGAAAGCAAAGUUCGUCCUGCGCUUCUAUUGGAACGACCCACGAUUAAGCCUUGAUGCAAUUCAUUUCCAAAGGUCAUUUUUCUCCUGUUAGUUUCCGUCUUUGGGUUGCAAAGAAAUGAAAGGAAGAAGUGAGUUAUUUUGAGCCCUAACACGACUGGCUGACUGGCCUGACGAUACAGAUGCGCCUGUGAAUAUCUGGCGACCUGAGCUGGGGAUGCUAGAUGGCGUUAAGAAUACUUACGCCGAGGAAAACAAAGCAGCCAUAUCAGCCCAACAAGCGGCAGCGCAAGCAUCAGCAGCAGGCGACGAGGAAGAAGAAGACAAUGAGGACGACGAAAAUGAGAAGAAUGACGCAGCGGGACAGGGUAGAGGAGGAACAGCAUCUCCUACAGAGGAUGUUUAUGGAAAAAGGAAAUAUGAUUUUCUACAACCGCACUGACUGCAACAAAAACGAUCAUCAUCGUUGAUUUUGACGAGCUGCAGUACUAAAUUGUAACAGACUCAUACUAAAAUGUGUCUAACAAAAUGCACAGGCCGACGAAGCUACAACUUCAUCAAAUGUAAAGCGAGAGCAGACUGGUGAGGCUGCCAGUAGCACAAGCGGCACAGUGGCAUCAAGUGCGAAGCGAAGUAAACUCAGACGGCGUAACUCCGAGUCAUCUAUAGUGAUAACGAAUCCGCAUGCCGAAGUACCUCUACCACUCUUCCACAAUGGAAACCAAGGGCGCAAAGCUGGACGUUUGAUGUUGGAAUUUCCUUUAGUUAUGCUGCAGAGCUGAAGUUUUCCCUGUCACUCUCUCUUUCUUCUAAGUAGAUCAUCAAUCACUCUCUCUUUCUCCUAGAUCGCCAAUCAAGCUUCUAAUCCUCAAACCGACAACGUAAACAUGCUAGAGGAUCCAACCCGGAUGAAGCCAUUUUUAAGGCUAAUUCGUCACCAGCCCAACAUGAUGUGGACUGUGUAUGCUGAGUGGAAGCCCUCUUGAUUCACAGGGGAAAAUAGGGGCAAAGAGGGGAACUCACACAACUACCAGGCACAGUGAAAAACUAGAAGCGUUAACAUUCCCUUUUGAUAAAUUGCGCCUCGAUUUCGCGGUGAUACUUGCUGGCGAAAAACGUGUCGAGAGCGCAGAUCAAGUCUGUUUCUUCUGGGGUCCACCUGAUUUAAAAGGACACCAUCUGGCGGUACAUGCGCAGAUUAUGUUGUUCGUGGGAUGCUUAAUAAACAAAUAUGAUCUACUUGAUUGUUCGGCCUCUACUUCUGCCUAGUUGUAACAGUUAAUUUGAUAACGCACCAGAGUUGUUCGACUUCGACUUCGUUUAGAAGUCUUCUAAAGAUAUCUUCCUCUAAUCUCACAACCAUCGCUGAGUUCGCACUAUCCGCAGUUUCCUACGCCAAGGCUAUACAUGCGAGUCCGAUGACUGGACAGAGGUACGAGGAUGUGGCAUUCUCUUUGCAUUUUAGGCGUGUAGUGGUGUACUACCUGCAUAAGGGCAUGAUGCCGUUGGGAGCUUGUGUGUUUUUCGGUCUUUGCAGCUACACAAUUUCGCCUGAGGAGCUAGCGGGACGUUUGCAGCUGCUGGUGGCGAUUUUUCUGACCUGCUUUGCGAUUCAGUGGAUCAUCACGGAGAGGUACAAGACGUUUUUUAUUUGGAUGGUAAUCUUCAUGUAGGACCAGGACGGAGCAACUGGUGCUUGGUACGCGGAUCUAAGGCAGGUUCGACGAAUCUUGAUUCAACAUCUGGGCAAGAAAAGGCGAGAUCAUACUAGAAGGCAAUGAGUGUUGCGGGUUCUUCAGCUGCUUGUGGCAUCGCGUAUUUUCGCUCAUUUCAGGUUACCUCGCGUACCCUACUUGACUAUUUUGGAUCACAUGGUCUUUGGCGCUGUGAUGAGCUUAUGCUGGAGUGCAGCUGGGUCGUGCCUCGCCUAUGCUGUUGGUGCAGGUUCAGGGUUCUAUUCCAACGUUGCCUACGACUUCGAUAUGCGAGCUGCGAGGUCAGUGGAUCUCCUGACUUUAUUCUCCCUCAUAGCUUUACAAAUCUCUUGGGCAUUUGCGAUUUACGUUUCGCGCAUUUUGGGAGGCUUUUCAAAUUUUGUCAGCUCGUUACCUUGUCUCCCAAGAUGUUGCAUACAUCCUCUUUUAGCCUGUUGCAGUUUGCCGUUUUGGUGUUGGGCGAUGAUUGGCAAGGCAUUGCGGAAGGUAAGGGGAUGCUGUGGAACAAUCAUGUUGAUGUUCGCGAGUGGCUUUAACUUCAAGGUGGACCCAUCUGGUCGCAGUGGUAGUGGAAGUGUACAGAAGAAAUCAACAACUACUGAGGAACCCGCUCCUCCAGCGUCGAAGAAGAAGAAAGCAAAGCGAUUAACGCGAUUUGGUACACGUGCUUGGGCAGAUGGCCAUGGGCCGAAGGCGGACUUUAUGAUGAUACAGCCUAUGCAAAGUUUUGUGGCAACACCCAAUGCAGAGGGGAUAUUUGGCGAUAGUGCAGAAGAAUGUCUGCUUGGUGUGCAGGGAAUGCCGUUUGACACCGAACAUGUACAGGAUUUUUGAUCAAAAAAUGGUGAUGCUCUGACGGAAUCGUUGGAUGCGGUGAUGCUCUGACGCAUCCGGAUGGUGAUAUCCUUCAACAAAUCUUUCAGUUGCUGAUUCUUCUAUUUGUUCUCUGUAGUAUCUGUAAAAAUCACGACCAAAACCAUGUUGAGCUUCAACGAAGGAAGUACCUAAC
This is a messenger RNA of Amoebophrya sp. A25, 3871 nucleotides long. The record is from the annotation of a GenBank genome assembly. NCBI's taxonomy places the organism in Eukaryota, Dinophyceae, Syndiniales, Amoebophryaceae.